Molecule: messenger RNA, 534 nt
Organism: Dibothriocephalus latus
Lineage: Eukaryota; Metazoa; Platyhelminthes; Cestoda; Diphyllobothriidea; Diphyllobothriidae
Source: the annotation of a GenBank genome assembly
AUGGCAAAACUGAUCGCUACCGCCUGCAGUAUUUUCUUCCUAUUGACACUGGCGCAUGGUGAAACGCCGCUAGGAGUUGUCAUUUGGCACGGAAUGGGUGAUACUGGAGCAAGUGGCGCAAUCGUCCAUUUAUCUAAUAUCAUAAGAGAGGAAAUACCCGGCAUCUUCGUUUUGGAUUUACUUAUCGGCGGAUCGUCAUUAAUAGAUCGUCUCAACACCUACUUUAUGCCCAUUAACAAACAACUGGCAAGGGCAUGCGAAAUUGUGCACUCGAACAAGAACCUGUCACAGGGAUUUCACCUUAUUGGCUUCUCACAGGGUGGCUUGUUUGUGCGCGCCCUAGUACAGCGCUGCCCACCCGCAAAGGUUGGCUCAGUCAUCUCCAUUGGCGGACCCCAGGAAGGUGUCUUUGGUCUCCCCUCCUGUCCUGACACAUCGGCGCGCAUUUUCUGUGACACCAUCAGGUCCAUCCUAACGCGGGUUGCCUAUGUGGACUUCAUUCAGUCUCGGUAUGUCUUGCACCUACAUCUCUAG